AUUUAUCCAUUCGUUUUAAUAGUUUUUAUUAUUUUUCCAUUUCAGGGGCUGUUUGGCUCCCCGGAAAAGACGAGCUCAAGAUUCGUGGAAUCAGAUUGUGUCUCUUUUACAAGCGAAAGAACGAAAAAAGAAUAUGUUUGAAAGUUCCUUAUAGUGUUGUUUGUGAUGCCUUGAGUAAAUUUACCGUAUGGAGACCCUCAUAGAAGACAAGUUUGUAACAAGCUCUACAAGAGGUGAAUCAGGUGCAUCAUGUGAAACUGAAACAACUCAAGAGCCAUGUCAAGGUAUGAUAUUUGACUCAGAACAAGCAGCCAAAGCAUUCUACGAUGACUAUGCUAGACAGGUAGGAUUUUUUACGCGCAUUGUGUCGUCCCAGAAGUCAGAGCGCGAUGGAUCAAUAAUCUCCCGCAGGCUAGCAUGUAACAAGGAGGGAUUUAAUCUUAGCAGUAAAACCGGAGGGAAAAUUCGGAUUCGAAAGCAGGAGAGCAAACGAGAAGGGUGCAUGGCAAUGAUAGUAGUGAAAAGAGAAAAGCCCGGGCAAUGGAUUGUUACCAAGUUUGUCAAGGAUCAUAAUCAUCCACUUCUGGUUUCUUCUACAAAUGGUGGACAAACUUCGGAUGACAAAGACAUGAAAAUCAAGGAACUCUCUUCUGAGCUGCAUCAUGCAAAUCAGUUCUUGGACACUUGUCGGGAGCAGCUACGUGUGUUGAUGACAUAUAUCGAGGAACAUAUUGGUUGCCUAUCAAGAACUGUUGAAAAUGCAGUUCAAAAUAUCAGGGAGAUUGAAUCGAAGAACCAGACUGAACAACAAUAACAAUAGGACUUAAGCAUUUUGGUAGAUGGAUAUAUAUACAUAUGUAUCAUGUGCAGAUAGCAGAUUUCUGAUCUUGUUUUGUAAUUCAAAGUCAUCAGCCAAGUUUUUUUAA
Carica papaya (papaya) is the source of this 926-nucleotide messenger RNA. RefSeq names its product protein FAR1-RELATED SEQUENCE 5-like. NCBI's taxonomy places the organism in Eukaryota, Viridiplantae, Streptophyta, Magnoliopsida, Brassicales, Caricaceae. The record is from RefSeq and is a predicted model, not a curated record.